CUUCUCCAUACAUUCCACAGGUUAAACUUGUAUCAGUAACGUUUAUUUGGCUUGAUGCGAAGCACUUUUGCCUUAAAAGAGUGUUUUAUCGCAGCACAAAUGUAUCUUUCGACAGUCCAAUUCGGGACAGCAACGCAAAAUGUGUUCAACUUCUCGAGUUUCAUGGAAUCAAAUUCGCUCAAAGUUUGACAAAAUCCGCCAACUGUGGUCCGACGAAGAACCCCGAGGUGAUUGCUUCUGGUUGCUGGAUUUGAUCACGCUGAUUGGAGGGAACAAAGGUGCAACCACAUCCAGGUUCAAAGGGAGGCAUUACAUUCGCUUCCUCAGCAAUUCCCUGUUUGCCUACCAAGGCUUCGUAUUCCUCCUCCAAGUGAUUCAUUCGCUGCACAACCACAAGGACGAUGUGGCUCUUGUCGUAUUUGAAGUUUUAAAACUGUUUAUUUACUUGGUUUCAGUUUCGAAGAUGGUCGUCUUCGCACACCUCCGAAAACCGAUCGCAACCAUUAGAGAUUUUGUUAUUGGAAACAGCGUGAACUCCGGUAGCACAGAUUUCGAUGAGUUUGAGCAACGGAAUUUCAAUCAUUAUGCUCGAACAACGAUGAAGCUUUCGAUUGGUCUGAUGCUUGUGAAUUUUGUUGCUUUUUCGGUGCCAAACUCUGUUACAGAAAAAGCUCUUGGAUUACCACCUCUGCUGCAGGGCUUCGGACAACCAACAUCGAGUAUCCUGCGCUGUCUAGCCGUAAAUUUCAUGCCCUUUGGAAUCGUUUCCAGAUUCUUUACAAAUUUUACAACCGUUGUCGCUCUGCUACUGGGAAUGCGCGCCAAGCUUAGAAUGCUUGCUUAUCGAUAUGCGCAGAUUUUGGUUCACUCAAGGAUUGACGCGGAUUACACAUUGGCGCUCAUCAACCGAGAUAUACGAGAAACAUUAAAUCAGCAGUUGGAAUAUUGGAGAGUGUUACACGAUCUGAAACAUUUGGUAGGAAACAUGUUUUUCCUGGUUCAUUAUUCGUCAAUUUUCACCGUCGGUGCGUUUAUGUUCAUUGCUCAACACACUGGAGUGAACAUAUUCUCAGCAACGCUUGCCUCCGGAGCCACGUUUUUCUUGCUGGAACAUUACUUUCAGUGUCGCUUGAUUGACACGCUUCAGGACGAGGUCAACUCAAUUAGCUAUGUGAUUUACGAACUAUGUGCAAAACUGCCGUACAGUCGGACAGCGAAUCGUUCGGAGUACGUCCAAAUGAGAUCGUCGUUGAUGAUCAUAUCGAUGAACACGAGCGGUGGGGUAUCGAUGAGUUGCUUCGGUAUCUCUAAUAUCUCAACGCUGACGUUCGUCGACUUGGCACAUACUGCUUAUAUAGUGUUGACUUUUUUCAUAAGUAUUGGUUGAGUUACUGGAGUGCCAUUUGUACUACGUUUCAACGGAUCAGAUCUUAAGCUUGAUUGACAGUAAUUUGCCUGACCCACAACACUUAUACCUAUGAAAAUCUAAUCAGAUAAAUACUAACAUGCAUUUUUAGUGUGUAAGUGUUGGAGAUAUUUGAAUUUAAGGCUAGACAGAUGCCUACCACAACAGAUCGCAGGUCAAUGUAAAAUAGGGUAAGGAACUACGUUUGCACAACAUCAUGUGGUUGUUGGAUUGUUUGGAAAAUGAUUGUUUGGCAGAUAGAUAAAAUUAUAUAAAAUAUUCACAAAUUUCAUAAUGAUAAAAUUUCCUUUUCCGGCACUAUCUUAUCCACUGGGAUCGGUUUAUUUUUAUUUUGCAUGAAUUCUCUAACUUAAGAGAAUCGUGAUCUUAACAUUACAUAUUUUGGAAAUUUUAAAUCUAACAAUUCCCAAAACAUUUUUUUCGGUUUCUGUAACGGUUUUUGGGUUUCGGAAACAGUAGGUUGUUGGCCUAAGGUCCCCUAUCCACCGAGGUGGAGCUGCCACCUUAGGUAUAGCUGCCGGUGGAGGAGCAUUUCAUUUCAUUAUCAGCCACUGGAUGCCAGAACAGACGCUGUUUGAGCCGCACCUCCUUGGUGAACAGACGUUCUAGACGUAUCUCCUCAAUCUAGCUGAAGUCAAAAUUACAUCAGUACCCAGGCUGCACUACCCGCUAAGCACACAACUCUUAGCUGGCGCUCUUUGUUAUAGCUUGACCCGUGGAAGCAUGCGGUAGGAACUUGUGAGGCCCAGCGCUAUGUUGGACGCUCUCCUUAUCGACUCACCGUUUUGUAGCCCACAGUCAACAAAACAUAUUAUAUGUAUAGAAACAGAUUUCCACAUGAGGUGUAACAUUUGUUAAAAACAGCUUGUUGCGCUCAUCAUUACAUUUGAUUCGUAAAAAAAACUAUGAUAUAGGAAUAAGAAGAAGAACACUUUCAAAUACAUUCAAUGUUAGUUGAUCAAAAAAAAUUAUUGUUAUAUACAACAUGAUUUGCCUUAAAUUCAUGUUCUAUCCCAAUCAUUAAUUACAGUUGAAGGACCCAGAUACUAAGUGAAAUAAGUAUUGUUAAUGAAAAUUUUGGUAAGAGCAAUGUA
This is a messenger RNA of Aedes albopictus (Asian tiger mosquito), 2520 nucleotides long. RefSeq lists its product as uncharacterized. The record is from RefSeq and is a predicted model, not a curated record. The transcript has 4 exons. NCBI's taxonomy places the organism in Eukaryota, Metazoa, Arthropoda, Insecta, Diptera, Culicidae. The coding region runs from base 140 to 1387 and encodes 415 amino acids.